GCGUUUAAGGCGCCGGCCGGCGGCGCCCCGCUCACUCGCGCUCAGGCCGCCACCACCACGUCCCGCCAUGGAGCGGCCACCGCUACGCGCCCUGCUCCUCAGCGCCGCGGGGCUGCUGCUCCUGCUCCUACCCCUCUCCUCUUCCAACUCUUCGGACACCUGCGGCCCCUGCGAGCCGGCCACCUGCCCGCCCCUGCCCCCGCGGGGCUGCCCGCUGGGUGAGACCCGCGACGCGUGCGGCUGCUGCCCGGUGUGCGCCCGCGGCGAGGGCGAGCCGUGCGGGGGCGGCGGUGCCGGCAGGGGGCACUGCGCGCCGGGCAUGGAGUGCGUGAAGAGCCGCAAGAGGCGGAAGGGUAAAGCCGGGGCAGCAGCCGGCGGCCCGGUGGUGAGCGGAGUGUGCGUGUGCAAGAGCCGCUACCCGGUGUGCGGCAGCGAUGGCAUCACCUACCCCAGCGGGUGCCAGCUGCGCGCCGCCAGCCUGAAGGCCGAGAGCCGCGGGGAGAAGACCAUCACCCAGGUCAGCAAGGGCACCUGCGAGCAAGGUCCUUCCAUUGUGACGCCCCCCAAGGAUAUCUGGAAUGUAACUGGCGCCCAGGUGUACCUGAGCUGCGAGGUCAUCGGAAUCCCAACCCCUGUCCUCAUCUGGAACAAGGUAAAAAGGGGUCACUAUGGAGUUCAAAGGACAGAACUCUUGCCUGGUGACCGGGACAACCUGGCCAUUCAGACCCGGGGAGGCCCAGAAAAGCAUGAAGUAACUGGCUGGGUGUUGGUAUCUCCUCUCAGUAAGGAAGAUGCUGGAGAAUACGAGUGCCAUGCAUCCAAUUCCCAAGGACAGGCUUCUGCCUCGGCAAAAAUUACAGUGGUUGAUGCCUUACACGAAAUGCCAGUGAAUAAAGGUGAAGGUGCCGAGCUAUAAACCUGCAGAAUAUAUCAGUCUGCAUGGCUAAAAAUAACCAUAAAUAACUACAACCCCUGUUCUUGUCUAGUAACCAGUUUCUUUUCAUCCAGUCCACUAAUACUUCAGUUAUAAUUCACUGGUUUUACAUAGUGAAAUACAAAAUAAAGAUAACACAUCAAAACUGUCUACAAAAGUUUAUUAUCUAUUUACAGAAGAAAAGCAUGCAUAUCAUGAAACAAAACAAAUAAAAUGCUUUUUCUCA
Messenger RNA from Hipposideros armiger (great roundleaf bat), 1160 nucleotides. It is a transcript of the gene IGFBP7, whose product is annotated as insulin like growth factor binding protein 7. NCBI's taxonomy places the organism in Eukaryota, Metazoa, Chordata, Mammalia, Chiroptera, Hipposideridae. Gene Ontology annotation, molecular function: insulin-like growth factor binding. The record is from RefSeq and is a predicted model, not a curated record. Gene Ontology annotation, biological process: regulation of signal transduction; regulation of cell growth. The transcript is spliced from 5 exons. Bases 68 to 916 code for a protein of 282 amino acids. Gene Ontology annotation, cellular component: extracellular region.